AUGGCAGGCCUACAACCUGAGAUUGAGGACGACUUUCUGCAAAAGCUCGGCGAGAAGAGCACCUACAGGCAGUCCACAGCUGCGGACAGCAGUACAAGGUGCACAAGCUCGUCCUGGGCUUGCAUUCGAACUGCUUCCUCCGCGGAGACCACCGGCACGCAGUUCGCGGACUUCACGAUUGUCAAUUGUGGACAGGAGUACAAGGUGCACAGGCUGGUGCUGGGCGUGCAUUCGACCUACGUGAACCGGCUGUCGAAAAGCUGUUUUGUUGUUACUGUCCUGCACAUCGCGAGUGGCGUCGGGCAUUCUAAUGUCAGGGCAAUAUGA
Molecule: messenger RNA, 327 nt
Organism: Zasmidium cellare ATCC 36951
Lineage: Eukaryota; Fungi; Ascomycota; Dothideomycetes; Mycosphaerellales; Mycosphaerellaceae
Exons: 1
Coding region: 1-327 (108 amino acids)
Molecular function (GO): protein binding
Source: RefSeq, a predicted model, not a curated record